Messenger RNA from Ylistrum balloti, 1986 nucleotides. RefSeq lists its product as uncharacterized. The record is from RefSeq and is a predicted model, not a curated record. Gene Ontology annotation, cellular component: plasma membrane. Gene Ontology annotation, biological process: positive regulation of canonical NF-kappaB signal transduction; positive regulation of JNK cascade. The coding region runs from base 1 to 1986 and encodes 661 amino acids. NCBI's taxonomy places the organism in Eukaryota, Metazoa, Mollusca, Bivalvia, Pectinida, Pectinidae. Gene Ontology annotation, molecular function: protein binding; signaling receptor activity. The transcript has 4 exons.
AUGAGUCAGUGGCAGGUGGAACCAUUUUCGUCGACUUGUGAGUGGAAGGGGAAUUACUGGUCAUCGCGUCCAGACGGAAAUGGGGAAUGUACUCCUUGCUCCUCAUGUCCAGCUGGCGAAUUUAUGCGUGGCCGAUGUACAAAGACAGUCAAUACCAGAUGUGCAAAAUGCAGACACGGAUACUUUUCACUCGGUGGAUUCAAAAAGAAAUGUACAAAAUGUCGCAAAACGGUUUGUAAGCCGGGGUAUAGAUACAUACGAUGUAGACGAUAUCGCAAUGCUGGCUGUGUACCAUGUAAGAAAAACUACUUCUACGUUGAAGAGACAGGUCAAUGCAAGCGUUGUAACAUAUGCAAACCUGGGUACUACGUUAGUAGCAUGUGCGGCUUAUAUAAUGAUACCGUGUGUAAACCGUGUCCAGAAGGCACGUUCUUAGAGAGUUCUAGUUUGCAGCUGUACUGUAGGGCAUGUCGGUUCUGUCGUAUCGGUGAACAGACCAUCAGGCCAUGUACAGCAGACCACAACACAGAAUGUGGAAAUUGUUCUCCAGGUUACUUCCGACGCCAGUCAUCUCACGAAUGUGAUAGGUGCUCUCUGUGUUAUAGAGAAUACCCAGGACACACCAUAGAGGUCGAUGAGUGCCGAACAAAACAAAACGACAGUGAUACUAUUUGUAUGCCAGUCCCCUUUCCUCCCUACGGAUAUUUUAAUGACGAUGAAUACGAUUAUGAAGUGGAAAUGCCCGUUGGUACGUCUGCUAUCGAUGACAUAUCAAUGGCAGUUGGUGUCAUGACUGGGGUAAUUGUUGUGGUGCUCAUUGGAUUAGGCUUUUCGCUCGUUUUAUUCUACCUCUGGAAACGCCGAUGUAGAAAAGAGAAGGAGGCUAGCAAACCUUUACAAAUGAGCCCAAGAGAUAAAGUACAGCAAUGGAUAUCCAAACAGGAUAGUGAGGAGUUUUUCACAAAGAAUAUAAAUAAUAGUGAACCAGCCAUAUGGACUACAAGCAUAGGUAUACUUAAACGAAAUUCCUAUCCAUCAGUGUUAUCAGUAGAAACAGACCUAGAGUCGAGACAUAUUUUACGACCAUUGAAACAUGCCAGUUCUGGAAAUGAGGAACAAGAAGAGUUUAACAUGAUUUCCGUCUCAGGGGAUGACCUGCCGUCUGCAGAUAUAAACGGAAUGGCUUCGGACCUGCUUUGUGACCAUGCAGAUGUAAAUAAAACAACAAGGCUAGAAAGAGGAUCUGAACGUAUAGGAGGAAUUUAUACCAUCGAACAUCAUCGAACCAAUGACGUUGUGGAGGAAUCCGAAACUGCUGAUAGCAAACUUAACGAAGCUAAAGAUAUGAAAUUCUCAGCUGUUCACGAUUCUUCCGCGAUACCUAAAUCGACAACAGUUAUUGCAAACAUUAGUGCUGCUACAGGCGACUUUUUAUAUGGCAAAGAGAGAAAACCAUUACUUACGGAAACAGAACAUAGUAAUAAGGACGUCGGUGUUACAUCGAACAAACGUACAGCUGAUUUGAUACAAUGUGAGCUUAAGUCUGUGAGAGGUGAUACUUCGGUCCCAUUACCACAGGCGACUGUUGUUCAAACUUCCUUACCACGGAAUGGUAGAUCAUUAGAAUGUCACACCCAUAAGAACCUUAUUGGUCUAGAGAGUGAAUAUGAGGGUUCAUCAAUAGUAUAUUCAAGAAAUCAAAAUGCUGCGAAGGCAAAAAGGUGUAACGAGGAGAGUAUAACGUACGAAAGAGGUCAAGAACGCAAAUGGCAUUCCUUGGAUUCGGCUCUUUAUGGAAGUUUUACUGCUCAUCCUCCUGGACAUAUUGUUCAGUCGUCGGUAGUGUCCAAAGCUUUAUCGAUUUCUGAACAUAACAUAAAGUUGUACCAAGAAAAGUGUUCCUGUCCGGACGGUUAUACUGAACACACAAGAGACGAAAAGUCUUGUCAUAGAUAUAAAAAUUGUUGCCUUAUGUCUUCCCUGUAA